This is a messenger RNA of Gallus gallus (chicken), 5081 nucleotides long. It is a transcript of the gene RRAGD, whose product is annotated as Ras-related GTP binding D. Gene Ontology annotation, cellular component: lysosome; Gtr1-Gtr2 GTPase complex; nucleus. The record is from RefSeq and is a predicted model, not a curated record. The transcript has 7 exons. Gene Ontology annotation, biological process: positive regulation of TOR signaling; cellular response to amino acid stimulus; cellular response to starvation. NCBI's taxonomy places the organism in Eukaryota, Metazoa, Chordata, Aves, Galliformes, Phasianidae. Gene Ontology annotation, molecular function: GTPase activity; GTP binding. Bases 2230 to 3843 code for a protein of 537 amino acids.
CUUCUCCUCGCUGCAGGGCCCUUUGGUGUACCUCAGCCAUAUGUCUGUGUGGGCAGUUUAUGUGCGUAAAUCGGCAAUUCACAAACUGGCAGGAAGGUGAGUUAGACAGGAACAUCUUUGAACAGAGCAGGAGAAAGGGGUUGGUGUGAGUAGGCAAAGUAGCAUCACAGAGGAGGGAUCCAAAGAAAGAGAAAACAGAGCAACACAGUUCCUAAUGCAGAGAUACUGCGGGCCUUUUGGUGCAAAAUCCUCUUCCUCUGCCAGGAGGAGUUCUCAGCAUGAUGGCCGGAAUGAAGCAAAUGUCAAAGUAAUGAAUAUAUACUUGUGAAUUGUUUGUACCAAUGCGAACAUAAUGCCCCCAUCUAUACAUUUUUCAUGAAACAGUUAUGAUGGUAUUCAUCGUUCUGUGCCAGUAUUCAAAUCAACUCUUGCUUCUCGAUGUUCUGCAGGUGCACUGACUCUAUCGUUUGGUCAGGAUUACUGCGCCAGUCCAAAGUCCGGCAGUGUUACUGAAAUCAGAAUAUAAUUGCUGAAAUGCACAAAAAUAGGCCGUGAUUGCUCAUGCUACAGCUUUGGUUCCUCGUUCCCAUAUUCGGUAUAGGCCUUCUCUGUGGGAACUUUAUUGAUACUGUGUAAAAUUCUGGCGUGGGAACAGAAGUAUUGGUGCAAGUAACAGUCAAGCUGUGCGUUAAGCAAGUUCCACAUAUGCAAAUUCCUGCAGGAGAACUUUGUGUUUAAUGGCAUGAUUGAGAAACAAGAUGUUAACACACUGCAGAAAAAGUUUCCCUGGCAUUGAUCUACAAGCGAUCUGAUGGGAGUUUUUCCCCUUUAAAGAAGCAGGAUGAGAUGCUGUCACGAUCCCGCAAACCUUGAUGUGGGUGAUCCCUUGAACACAGGGAUGUCGGCAGGACCACACCUGUGCUUAAUUGUUGUUAACCUCUUUCAUCCAGAGAGUGAGCUUUGUACUCCCUUUUCUAGUUUUGUUUUCUAUUGGGAAGAGAAAGUCAUGAGGAAUUCCCUCACUUGCCUGAAACAGAAAAUAUUUGUCAUGUCUGUGAAAUGCAGCUCCCUCUGAAGGAGUCCAAUCGCACACAAUAUCUGCAUUACAGAGUGUGUAUUCAAAGACUCAGCCCCAUGUCCACUUGCCCCUUCAGCAGUAUGUGAGUGCAGGCAGGGCACUGCUUCAUUGUGUGCAACAGGCUUGGGUUAAAUGAUCCGAUGAAAGAAGAGAUAAAAAAAGAAAGAGAAAAGGGGAAAAAGGAGAAAAAGAAAAAAAAAGAUGAAAUGUGGAGGGGAUAGAGCAACGUGGUGGCAAAGGGCCAGAGGAAGAACAAGUUCUGAAGUUCAAGCAGAGCCCAGGAUGGAUUAUAUUGCUAAGGGGUUGGCAGAAACGCUUCAAGCUCUGCACAAAAACCCCAUCUGGAGUUGAGCCUGGCAUUUAUAGGGCUCUGAACCUGAAGCUGUAGUCAAGCAGAUGGUCACUGGCUUCAGCAUUGUGGGAACUGCGCUGUAAUCUGUGCUGUCAUACCUGAGCUUCUACGCCUUCAUUUGGUAUUUCAGUAUCUCCAAAUAAUACUCUGUGACUGAUGCUGUUUCACAGCCCUUUGUGUAAAAGAAACCUGAUACAGUCAGCCAGGCCUGUGGACAAGCUCUGCUUCCCCUGGUCAGCUUUGGAACCAGCUGCCCUUCCUGUGCAGAUGUGGUCAGCAGUGUGUGAGACAGACAGGCCUUUAUUGCCAACGUGGAAACUUUCCUCCUCUGUCGGGAGUUUUCAACAGAUUGGUGUCUCUGAGGGCUGUCCCGAGACAGAAACAGUACUGCUGUACGUUCUUGCUCCGCAUUUAAGUCUUGAAUCUUUGUAAUGGACUUAAUGUUGAAAUAUUUCACAUCGCAUUUUGGUAAGCUGUUAAGCUGUUCACAGGGCAAACUUCCAAGCAGGUGGAUGAGUUGAGAAUAAGGAAAGACAUUUCUUCAAAUCUGCGUAUUGGUAGAUUUGUCAUUACAUGGGACGUAAAGGAUGGAUUUCUCCUCUCUUUCCUCUCUGGAAGAAGCUGUUCCUCCAUUAUCUCGAGUGGAUUAGAGCAGCCCGAAGGCCUCUUGAUAAGAGGACGAGGCACUCAGUGGACAGAAGCAGACAUAGGACGUACUGGUGGGGCCCAGCUACCAGAGGUGACUUUCUCUGGUCGGGCUGCACGGGAUGAUGGCCAGAGAGGGUCAGCACUUGAAGCAAUGCGAGAAAGCAAAAGCAACGCCGGGAGCCCUGGCAAAGAGCUCUUAAACCCUACAGAAAGUCUAACCGCAAUGAAAAAUGAUCAUUUUGGUGUGCCGCUGCCUCACGCCCCACAGCCACCGUGGCCCCGCGCACCCAGAGGCCCUUCCCUGCCAGAAACCGCGCUGUCCCCACGAAUGGCUUCAGGCCCCUGCGCUGCGGCAGCCCUCAGACCGCCGCUACCGGCCUCGCGGCGCCGGGCCCGGGCUCAACCCGGGGCCGGUAUCGGCAGCGGCGGGGCCCGGCCUGCGCGUCAGGUGACGCGGGUCGCGGCGCCGCGCUCUCCGCCCAGCGGCGAGCGGGGGAAGGGAGCGGCAGCGGCGCGGGGCCGUGUGGCGGCGGCGCGGCACCUGGGCUCCCCCCGAGGCCGCCGGCAGGCAGAGGGGCCCUCGCAGCCCCUCGCAGCCCCGGCGGGGAGCGCGGCCGGCAUGAGCCAGGUGCCGAGGAAGCUGCCCCAGGAGGAGGGGGACGAGGAGGAGGAAGAGGAGGAGGAGAUCGUGGGCUUGGCGGGCUACGCCGACGGGGCCGAGUCCUUCUCGGACGGGGACGCGGAGAGCGGCGGCGAUGAGGCGUUUUUGGAUUUCAAUGAUCCCUUCAGUACUGAAGUUAAGCCACGAAUCCUGCUCAUGGGUUUGAGAAGAAGUGGGAAGUCUUCCAUUCAGAAAGUUGUCUUUCACAAAAUGUCACCAAAUGAGACCCUCUUCUUGGAGAGCACAAACAAAAUCUGCAGAGAGGAUGUAUCCAACAGCUCCUUUGUCAACUUUCAGAUAUGGGAUUUUCCUGGGCAGAUUGACUUCUUUGACCCUACAUUUGACUAUGAGAUGAUUUUCAGAGGCACUGGAGCACUAAUAUUUGUUAUUGACUCUCAGGAUGAUUAUAUGGAAGCAUUAGCUCGGCUGCAUCUUACUGUGACCAGAGCAUAUAAAGUGAAUCCAGAUAUCAACUUUGAAAUCUUUAUCCAUAAAGUGGAUGGCUUAUCUGACGAUCACAAGAUUGAAACACAAAGAGAUAUUCACCAGAGGGCAAAUGAUGACCUUGCAGAUGCUGGAUUGGAGAAAAUUCAUCUCAGCUUUUAUCUGACAAGCAUAUAUGAUCAUUCUAUAUUUGAAGCGUUUAGCAAAGUGGUACAGAAACUGAUUCCACAGCUCCCAACACUGGAAAAUCUGCUUAACAUCUUUAUUUCAAAUUCUGGGAUUGAAAAAGCAUUUUUAUUUGAUGUUGUAAGUAAGAUCUAUAUUGCAACAGACAGCACUCCAGUGGAUAUGCAAACUUACGAGCUCUGCUGUGAUAUGAUAGAUGUUGUGAUUGACAUUUCUUGUAUAUAUGGGCUUAAAGAUGAUGGCACUGGAACUCCUUAUGACAAAGAAUCAAUGGCAAUCAUAAAACUGAACAAUACAACUGUCCUUUAUUUAAAAGAAGUGACGAAAUUCCUUGCUCUUGUUUGCUUUGUGAGAGAAGAAAGCUUUGAGAGAAAAGUCAAGGUCAACACUGAAAGCUUAGUUAAUUACCAUAUUGCUUACUGGUGUGGUGUUCACUGGAUUACUGGGCUUCAAGUGUCUCAAGACUGGAAAUGAACAGUGGAAAAAUGAGCUAUCAUUUUGGCUUGUGACCCAUCUCUUGUGAUACUAAUUCACCAGUCAGUGUCAUUGUGUUUGUGAAUGCAGUACUCAUGUCAUCUCUGCUGAACCGUUUGACAGGCUGUUUAGGUUUUAUUUUAUAGAACUUUACCAGGUCAAGUUUCUCUCACAUACCUGUACCACUGUUAGUAUCUGUAAAGUUAGAUUCUGCCAGUGUUGGUUUUGCUGUAAGCAUUAAAAAGUGUUACUCUAACACACCCACUGACAAGACUGUUCCAGAAAAGACACCAUGUUGAGCAAAUACUUGUUAGGCUUUGUGCACGCUUGUGUCAAAUUGUUGUGUCUGCAUAAUUUGGGACACUUCGUAUUGAAGUCAGUACUCAUGAGCAGUGCGGUUUGGUAUUAUAAUGCAGCUUUAUUUUGGUGUCUGGAAACUUCAACUGAGUACUUUGUCUGAACUCAAGGGAGAAGGAAAGCAAUUUCUGGGGGAAAAAAAAGUAUAACAUGUUGGGUAUAAACUAUUCCAAAUUUGUAUUAUCACCUGUUAAGGAAAUAGAGAUGGAAAGCACAACAUUAGCAAAGCUUAUGGCAACUAACCCUGUCUGAGGUCAUCAGCUCAGUACCAAAAUUUUAAAACAAUUUAUAGCGCCCAAUAAGUCUUCUGAUUGACUGCCAGUAUGGCUUUACAGCUUUUCUGUGGGAUCACAGUCAGCCCACUCACACGGUAAUUUUAACUGCCUAUUAUGUAUGUAUGUAAUCUAACAACAUGGCUGUUGUGCUAAUUUUGAGUUAGAGUGUAAAAUGAAGUAUAACUGGCUGCUAUUUGGUAAUAUAGCUGUAGAGUAUCUGUUUCAAAACUUACAUAUUAUAAAAAAAUGAAUUUUUUUUUAACUACUAGAUGAUAUGUAUUUUUGUCAUGGUUCUUCUGUGAGGUAAAGUUGCAAAAUGAUGCCAUAAUUUAUAUUGUAGUAUCCUGAGUGCUUCUCCAAAGCUCCUUAUUAAGUUAAAGCUUUCUUAUCUGCCGAAGUACUUCUCUUUGUGUUCUCUUUAGACCAAUAUGUGCAGUUAAUAAAGGCUACGAUAAGAAACUGUGAUGCUCACUGAAUUACUUGUAUUUAUUAAAUAUACUUCUGCUUAGCACAGAAAAAAUUGCCUGGAGAAUUCACUGAUUACGACCUCUAGAAAGAAUGUGGUGUUUCAGUAAAUGUAGAAUAUAAACAAAUCUGUGAUUAGUU